Molecule: messenger RNA, 5973 nt
Organism: Hippoglossus stenolepis (Pacific halibut)
Lineage: Eukaryota; Metazoa; Chordata; Actinopteri; Pleuronectiformes; Pleuronectidae
Gene: zcchc24
Product: zinc finger, CCHC domain containing 24
Exons: 4
Coding region: 275-994 (239 amino acids)
Molecular function (GO): nucleic acid binding; zinc ion binding
Source: RefSeq, a predicted model, not a curated record
GCCUGUGCUGGUCCGCUGCAUUAAAGGCGGACAGAGGACCAUGGGGGAAACUUUUCAUACUGACAUGUCCGCGCAAUGACUGCAGAGAAACGUCAGACUGGGACGAGGCUCCCGGCGUGAGGAGGACAGGACAGGGCCCUUCGAGGCGAGAACCGAGGAGCUGUUGCCAUCUGCCGGGGCUGCGGGAGCGAAGAGGCGGCGAAGCAAGCAGCUGAGACCAGUCCCAAGAACCAGCGGUGGAAAAAGAUCCGGUUUGGCCCAUCUGAGUUGAAAGAUGAGCUUGUUGUCUGCCAUAGACACGAGUGCCUCCGUGUACCAGCCCGCGCAGCUCCUCAACUGGGUCUACCUCUCCCUGCAAGACCCCCACCAGACCAGCGCCUUCGACGCCUUCCGACCCGAGCCCAACUCUUCCCACCCGGAUCUCAACUUCAGCAAGACCCCCGGUGCGGCGGAGCUGAGCUCGUCCCUCAACUCCAACUAUCUCAACAACUUCUUUCAGCUGCAGCGGAACGAGGCCUUAAACAACAACGUGUACAAGAACGUGUCGCCCUAUGGCUCCCUGAACAACAUAGUGGACGGACUCAACUCCCUGACGGACCAUUUCUCAGACCUCUCCCUUUCCUCGGAGCCACGGAAACCCAACAAAAGACCCCCACCCAACUACUUGUGCCACCUGUGCUUCAACAAGGGCCAUUACAUCAAAGACUGUCCUCAGGCCAGACCCAAAGGUGAAGGGCUGACACCGUACCAGGGGAAGAAGAGAUGCUUUGGAGAGUACAAGUGCCCCAAGUGUAAGAGGAAGUGGAUGAGCGGCAACUCCUGGGCCAACAUGGGACAAGAAUGUAUCAAAUGCCACAUCAACGUGUAUCCCCACAAACAGCGCCCCCUGGAGAAGCCGGACGGCCUGGACGUCUCUGACCAGAGUAAGGAGCACCCACAACACCUGUGCGAGAAAUGCAAAGUCCUGGGCUACUACUGCCGCCGUGUGCAAUAAUCGUCAAACUCAGAAAGUCAGAGAGCAACGUUUGUGUCCCAAGUGCUGACGUUCAUCCUCCAUCAAGGCUGUUAACUUCCUCCCUUCCCAUCUCACACCCAGGUUCCCCCUCGUCCAUGUUCUGCACACAACAUGGCGUCCUCUCCUCCUCACGUCUUCCCCUCUGUGUUUUCGAUUGCUCUAAUCCUCCCUCCUCUUUGAUGCCUUCCUUCACCACGGCAAAUGAAUCUGUCCCUCAAACAUGGAAACACAGAUUUUAGCCUUUAUGCCUUUUUCAGUAUUGAAGGAACGAGGGGAUCACAUAGACCGAAGAUGAAUCUUUUCAAGUGCUCUUCGUCGAAAGCAAAAACCUGCCAAAACCAGUGACUUUUCGUCUCGUGUAUUAGAAACCACACCACCCCACUCAUUCACCUUCACGUUUAACAUCACCGAAUCAAUGUAUUGGUGUCACUGACAGUAUUGGUCUCAAUAGAUUACCUCACCUUGGGGUUUGUUGGCUUUGUGUUUACAGAGAUCCGCCUUUCAUUUUCCCUGCCAAGUGAAGAGUGUGCUAAUGUGAUGAACAUUUAACCGGGGCCUCUCCCGAUGGUUCAAUGUACAGGGGGCCCUUCGAUGUCUUGCCGUAUUAGGGUCAACAGCACAUCUUAUUAACUGUGAAUUAACUGAGGGAUAAUGUGCCAUAAAUCCCUAGCUUACAUUUGGCCUAUUUAUUUUUUUUGUUUUCUAGUGUGCAAUUUGAAUUUUAACUGGGACAUAAGAAAUGUUUUUUUGUAUGUUUGUAUAUCACAUUAUUGUGUAACUGCUUCCAUGUGUCUUUAGAAACUACUGUAGGUUCAGUUGCGUAGAGUCGUCCGCAUUUAGUGUGUUGCUAACAGAUGAGGUUUCACUCGUGCUCCCCUGGAGUAUUUUUGUUGCCUAACAAAUUCUUCAGUAUCUAUAGUGUUAGCUAUAAGUCUCAUCUAUAGGUACAGAUAUGUUUUCAAAUUAGCACAAUUGACCUAAGAAACAAUAAUCUUGCCAGUGCUGAAUAUUCAGUUUUUUCUGCCAGUUCCCUAGUAAAAUGUCCAGAGAAUGUCCGAGUGAGCCCAUGUGAGAACCCAGCAGGAUAUUGUCCGGAGAACUUAGUGCGAGCGAGUGUGAAGUUUCUAACAAGUGACAGACACAAAACUGAAAAAAAAGAAUACAUCUAUCUCAGGAUGAUAAAGAGGUGCCAAAUACGUAGAAGACGCUGAAGAAGAUGUCAACGUGGAAAGUGAUUUGAGCGCUUUUGGCGAUAAGGGCGAAAACAGCUAGGAUCUACCCGUCGUUAUUUAGUUAGCAUUAUGAAAGAGGACUUUAGAGGUUACACUGUUCACAUGUAAUGUCGGAUUAGACACAAAUGAGUAAAAUACAAAGGAGAUUCAAGACAUUUAAGAUCCCACUUAGUUUUAAUUGAUGCCUGGCAACAUUAGUGGAGACUGUGAAGCGAAAUGGAAACUUUUCCGAGGGCUUGCUCCCUUCAGAACUUUGUCCAGCAGCCGACUGCGGUGUGAAGCGCGUCCAGACGGAGGUGAGGCCUCUGAGAACUGCAACGAUUUUCAGGUUGUUUGAGAGAAACAAUAAGAUUUAAUGUAGAAAGGGCUGAGUUGUAACGUGGUGAUGCUGGAGAUUCAAGGAUAUAUUGAAAGUGGUGAUGAAUUGAGUUUACACUUACAUUCAUUUUUGUGGGGCCUACAAUCGUAAACCAAUGUCUUUAAAGAAAGAGAAGCACACAUCCUGUUUACGUAGAUCACUGUGCAGACCUGAAGCACAAAUUAGGGUUUUGGCUUUCAGAAUCCUGCCUUUCAAAAGAACCCCGUUACAGGAAUUGUGAACUAUUUUAUACGUACUGUAUUUCUGGCCUUACGAAAGCUGGUUGACUGUAUUUUAUACUGUACCAUACUGUGUGUGCCUUAAAAAAGAUUGAAAUCAUUCUGAAGUAUCAAGACCAGGAGGCCGUUUGAGAUGAGUAAGAGACGUGGGGGGAUAUAGGCUCAGAGAUGGAGCAGUGUGCAGUAUGUGCAUGUGGUAGCUGUGAAGCAUCAGAAGUUUAAUGCAGGUUCAAGAUGUGACAAAGGACGAGAAAGGGACAGAGUUCCUCGAUUAGCAGUUUGAACUGGCAUCGGCAGGGUUUAGCUGAGUCGGAGGAGGCACAGGCUGAACCAGCCUGUUUCCAGCUGGCAACAAUAAUCCUCCUGUGGUCCGUUGUCAUGGAAUAUCAACAGAGAUGUUAUUCCUCAGUCCAUCAUCACAACAGAAUGGAGUCACACACCAAACUGUGGACCUCGCUCUUUGUUUAGUUUUUUCUGUCUAUUGUAGUUGUGUUUAUCUGAGGAACUAUGGGUUUUGUAGAGAAAUAGAUGGUCAUUGCCUUAGAGGGAGAGUUUGCAGUGGCUGUCAAUGGUACCUUACAGGAAAUGAUCGGUUUAGAUUUCAUCACUUAAAUUAAAGGGGCACUCCAGUGAUUUAGUACUGAACUUCCACAAAGUUAGAAGACAAACAAAAAACAGUGAAUCAGUGCAGAAGAGUCAUAUCCUUACUUUCUGUCCUUGGUAUGACUCAAGCUCCUAAAAACAGUUGGAUCCUACAUUUCCCAUAAUGCAACUUUCCAUAAUAGCGUCUUUCCCUGCCAGGUAAAUGCCCACAACUUUAAAACUCCACAACUUCUCCAUGUGUCUCCAAGCCCAAGCAGAGAUAACCCUGAUGACAUCACUAUGACAAUGAUGACAUCACUAUGACACCAUCUGGGUUGAGAGCCACAUGGAUCCUACAUUUCCCAUAAUACACCUCAACUGCAUCUUUCCCUGUCAGGUAAAUACCCAGACCUUUAAAUCUCCACAUCACCAUUUCACAACACAGGCGUAUUGUUAAAGAUGUGUCUCUCCAUGCUGUAAGCAGAGAUAACAACAUCUAGGUUGAAAGCCACGUAGAUCCUACAUUUCCCAUAAUGCAACUCAACUGCAUAUUUCCCUGCCAGGCAAAUGCCCACACCCUUAAAACAGCUUGUGUUCAGGUUUUUGAUAAAAAUGUGUCCAUCUACCAUACAGGUUGAGAGCCACAUAGUUCCUACAUUUCCUAUUAUGCAAUUUAAUUUCCCACGUGGGUCAUUUUCUCAGACUUGACAAAGACAUUAAACAGCUGUUUUCAUUGCGACAUGCAAACUGAACGUCAUUAGCAAAAUUGGUGGAGUGCCCCUUUAAAAGCAGCUAGCAGCAUUUUAUCACCUGUUUAAGACGUAAAGUGAACGAAGAGGCUCCUUCAGACCCGUCACUGCUGGGAACAAUCCACGUUUCUUACUGUUAGCAUCGUCUUUCUUUUAGCUUUUUUGUGACGAGACUAACCCAACAGGUCUUUUUACGUCUGAACCCUGUCGUCCACAUCGUACCACGUGGCUGUAAAGAGAAGAAUAUAUAUAAAUAUAUAUACCAAUGAUGCCUUAUGAACUAACCUCAUAAACAAGUAACAAUGUUAUCGUAGUUCAGUGUUGUGGUUGAAUAGAAAUGAGAAAUAGGUGAGAGGAAGAGUUUGACUCCGCCCAGACGUGUGAUGAGGCGUCCAUUUUAAAUGGCAAACCAAGAGGCGAUGGAAGCAGCUAGAAGAAUCGCUGCUUUCAGACGUUCGGAGUGUCUUGAAUUACAUAUACUUGACUUUUCUAGUACCUUUUCAGUUCAAAUUUUUUUUUUUUUUUUCUAUAAACGAGAUGUGUAUUUUGGAAAAAACACUUAAUAGAUGUUGAAAAUUUUAAAGCAAUCUGCAAAAAAACUCGAGAGUUAUUUCCCUGACAAAGAUAAGACUGUUGUAUGUAUAUAUUUGAUGGCCAUCGUCUUUAAGGAUCUUUUUGAAGUGUUAUGCAAUAUUCUUGUGUGAAGAAGGGCCUAUUGCUGAGAAAUAAAGCUGGGAGUCUGUUUGUGUUUCUUUAUGUUUUACGAGAAUCUGAGGGGCUUAUCCUGCAGAAAUAUUUAUGGAAAAGAUUUUUUACAACACUUUUUGUAUAGAAUAUGCAACAAAGUUACACUAAGAAGGAAAUAUUGAUGUCUACAUAGAAUAUUAUUAAAAAAAAGCUGGUACAUAAUUAAUACCCUUUCUCAGUUAUUGUAAGCCAUUGUACUUUUGUGUUUUAUGAUGUUAUCAGUGUCGAAUAACCCACAAUGUUAUUCAGUCGCUAUGUGUAACUAACUAUGAGCUGCCAUUUACACCCAGUCGCAUGUAUUCAUUUUGUAAACAGUAACGACAAUAUUAUGAAGAUAUAUUGUGUUAACAUGCAGAAAUUUUUUGUUUGUUUGUUUCUUAAGUAGCGACGGACACUCACCACUGUAUACGCACGUUAAACUGUGAGAUGUAGUUUGCUUAAAGCAGCAAUGAAGAGAAACUAUUAUAAAAUGUUACGGUGUUAUUAGUAGUACAGGAAGUGUCGAGGAAAGCGUGCGAGACAAAGAACUGUUUUAGAGUUUGCAUGUGCAUGUGUUUGGAAUUUGAAUGAAAAUAUCAUUUUGUGCAAUGUAUACUUAUUUAAAUACUUUUACGGUAGUUUGCUUUAGUACAUAUUGUUUUUAACAGCAACUCCUGAUUGUUAUUAGUCGUAAAAAAAAUUGAAUGGUUCAUUUACAUUCGCUAGCGUAGCCUCGACAAAUAACACAUAUUUACUGAAUGUAAUGUGUUAACACUUAUGUGGUCGAUUUGGAAAGUGGUGUGUGUGUAUUCUUUACUGUCUGUUUGUAAUGCGAUAUUGCAAUACUGUAAUAUUUGAAUUGGACAGAAUGCAGCCGUGAGGUUGGGAAGACAAUGACUUUUUCGGGAAACAAGGGCAGUCAUGGUUUCGAGAGUAGACCGCGGGUCUGUUUUUCAUGUCCAUGAAAUGGCAUUCCAAAAUGUGCCUUAUUUGUUAGUCGGGAAAAAAAACGUUUUAGUGCUGUAGAGCUGUCGAGAGUUUGAUGAAUAAAAAUCAUAUUGAAUUAAGAGCA